Messenger RNA from Cantharellus anzutake, 1374 nucleotides. Its product is annotated as kinase-like domain-containing protein. Gene Ontology annotation, molecular function: protein serine/threonine kinase activity; ATP binding. The coding region runs from base 1 to 1374 and encodes 457 amino acids. Gene Ontology annotation, biological process: intracellular signal transduction; intracellular monoatomic cation homeostasis; protein phosphorylation. The record is from RefSeq and is a predicted model, not a curated record. NCBI's taxonomy places the organism in Eukaryota, Fungi, Basidiomycota, Agaricomycetes, Cantharellales, Hydnaceae. The transcript has 4 exons.
AUGCUCAAACCCAACCCACCACCAGUACAAACCUCUGACGCCGUGACCAAGCGCGCUGCCAACUCGGUCACUGCGGGCGAUUCGGCGUCCCCUACUUCCACGGCACCAACCCCCGAGUUGGAGAGGCUGGAAUGGACUCCUCCUUCGUCUCAGCCAGCCAGCAGGCCACCAAGCGUCAAGUCGAAAGGGGAACCAUCGUCUCGCAAAUCAUCUUUCUCCAAACCUGACGUUUCACACAUUGGGAUACAGGCCUCAUCGAACAAGGCUUCAUCCACGGCUGGCUCAGAUCAUGGCGGGCAACGAUUCACGCUAAAGGAUCUCCUAGCCAGUGGACCCAAGGUGCACCGAAGGCAAUCGGCGUCCAGCCGCAAGUCAGAUGCCUCCUCAGACCGAGGUGGCACUGACGCCCAGAGUACCACUAGCCUACUCAAGAAGUACGGCGUUUGUGAUAGGGUUGCCAUUGGAAAGGGAGCGACCAGUGUGGUCCGCCUUGCACACAAGUGGGACCGUUCGGAAGAGAAGCUGUACGCUGUCAAAGAGUUCCGAAAGCGACGAAAAAAUGAGACCGAAAAGGAGUAUGUUAAGAAGCUCACGGCCGAAUUUUGCAUUUCGUCCACGCUUCAUCACCUUAAUAUUGUCGAAACUGUGGAUCUCGUACAAGACGAAAAUCACAACUGGUGUGAAGUAAUGGAAUUCUGCCCCGGAGGCGAUCUGUAUGCUGCCAUCAAAAGGGGUGGUAUGAGUCCAUCCGAGGUUGAGUGCUGCUUCAAGCAGAUUAUCACGGGAAUUGCGUAUAUCCAUGGACAAGGUGUCGCCCAUCGGGACAUAAAGCCGGAGAAUCUCUACUUUGAUACCCGUGGCCAUCUCAAGAUUGGUGAUUACGGAGCAUCGACGGUCUACCGGCUUCCUUGGGAGACGACGGUGCACAUGUCUACGGGACUUUGUGGAAGCGAGCCGUACAUAGCCCCGGAACAGUUUUCGCGUCAACCUUACGAUGCCCGACUGGUGGACAUUUGGGCCGCCGGCGUGGUUUACUAUUGCUUGUUGUUCCAGGAGCUGCCUUGGCGAGUUGCUCAGACUUCGGACUCGUUUUUUGCUGCGUAUAAGGCCGCAUGUGAGGGAACGCCUUGGAGAGGUCCACCUGCACCACCGCCCCAAAUUUUCCCAACAACCAUCAGCAAUUCUUCCCCUCGCGCCGCUCGUCCGCUCCUGCGUCGGAUGCUGGAACCUGAUCCGACAUAUAGGUGUACGAUUCAGGAGGUCCUGGAUCAUCCAUGGAUGAAAUGUAUCGAAGUUUGCACUCUGGUUGAGAAGCCCUCCCACCAGCACACUAAUUUGCGUGCGAUUCUCAACCAAGCAGUACUUGUUGAAUAG